GUAUCUUGCUUCGGUAGCAAGUUUGAAAUCAAUUUCUUCAUUUUUUUUUUGAUAUCAAACCAGAAAUCUAUCGAUCUUUCCUUUCGAAUCGGAAGCUAUGAGCAGCGAGAACGACGAUGCUGCUCGCCGCAAGGCGGCCAUUGCUGACUACCGGAAGAAGCUGCUGACUCACAAGGAGCUUGAUGUCCGGGUUCGAUCUGCAAGAGAUAAUCUAAGGGCUACAAAGAAGGAGUAUAAUAAAACAGAGGAUGAUCUAAAGUCGCUUCAGAGUGUUGGACAGAUAAUAGGCGAAGUUCUGAGGCCCCUCGAUAAUGAACGCUUGAUAGUUAAAGCCAGUAGUGGCCCAAGAUAUGUGGUUGGGUGCCGCAAUAAAGUGGAUAAGGAAAAACUUACAGCAGGAACUCGGGUAGUUUUGGAUAUGACUACACUUACGAUUAUGCGAGCUCUCCCUCGUGAGGUAGAUCCUGUUGUGUAUAACAUGCUUCAUGAAGAUCCUGGGAAUGUUAGUUAUUCUGCUGUUGGUGGGCUGUCAGAUCAGAUCCGAGAACUGAGAGAAUCUAUAGAAUUACCUCUAAUGAAUCCUGAGCUCUUCAUAAGAGUUGGCAUCAAGCCUCCCAAGGGUGUACUUCUGUACGGGCCUCCUGGAACCGGAAAAACGUUGUUGGCCAGAGCGAUUGCUAGUAACAUUGAUGCCAAUUUCUUAAAGGUAGUAUCAAGUGCUAUUAUUGAUAAGUACAUCGGUGAGAGUGCGAGAUUGAUUCGGGAAAUGUUUAAUUAUGCUCGUGAUCACCAACCCUGCAUCAUAUUUAUGGAUGAGAUUGAUGCCAUUGGUGGACGCCGUUUCAGUGAGGGAACAAGUGCUGACCGUGAAAUCCAGAGGACACUUAUGGAGUUGCUAAACCAACUUGAUGGAUUUGAUCAGCUGGGGAAGGUUAAAAUGAUAAUGGCGACCAACAGACCCGAUGUCUUGGACCCUGCACUUCUUCGUCCUGGUCGCCUGGACAGGAAAAUAGAGAUACCAUUGCCGAAUGAACAGUCAAGGAUGGAAAUUCUGAAAAUCCAUGCUUCUGGGAUAGCCAAACAUGGUGAAAUUGAUUAUGAGGCUGUUGUUAAACUGGCUGAAGGGUUUAACGGGGCAGAUCUUCGUAACAUCUGUACCGAAGCUGGAAUGUCUGCAAUUCGGGCAGAACGUGACUAUGUCAUUCAUGAAGACUUUAUGAAGGCUGUAAGGAAACUGAAUGAAGCGAAGAAGCUGGAGUCAAGUGCUCACUACAGUACUGAUUUUGGGAAGGAGUAGAUUUUGAAAGAGGGUAGACAUGUAUGAUUGUUCAUUCUCUUUUCAUUCGAAGAAACCAACACCAACGACCAAAGUUCCCUUCCAUAUUUAAUUUGUUGCCCUUAAUUUGGAUAUGUAUUAGAUUUUACUCAAAUGCUUGAAAGAACUGCAUGAA
Messenger RNA from Salvia hispanica, 1451 nucleotides. Its product is annotated as 26S proteasome regulatory subunit S10B homolog B. The record is from RefSeq and is a predicted model, not a curated record. Gene Ontology annotation, molecular function: ATP hydrolysis activity; ATP binding. NCBI's taxonomy places the organism in Eukaryota, Viridiplantae, Streptophyta, Magnoliopsida, Lamiales, Lamiaceae.